Messenger RNA from Pimephales promelas (fathead minnow), 6839 nucleotides. It is a transcript of the gene nr3c2, whose product is annotated as nuclear receptor subfamily 3, group C, member 2. The record is from RefSeq and is a predicted model, not a curated record. Gene Ontology annotation, biological process: regulation of DNA-templated transcription. Gene Ontology annotation, molecular function: sequence-specific DNA binding; zinc ion binding; DNA-binding transcription factor activity. NCBI's taxonomy places the organism in Eukaryota, Metazoa, Chordata, Actinopteri, Cypriniformes, Leuciscidae.
CCUACUCGAGCUCUCAUUGCAGUAGGAGGGUCCAUGUGCACACAAUCACGUCGCUACGCAAGUCUGUCUGAGUCCUCCGCUGUUUUUAUUAGUCUUCAGUUGGGCGCCUUCAACAAUCUAGCAGCAAUGUGCACGUAAACAGAAAACUGUCGACAGGACGUUUCGGUGAAGUCGCUGUCGACCGUUGUACGCGUACAGUGCGCUGUCGUUAAGGAUCUCGCGUCAUGCGCGCGGCAGUGUGCGGUGCGUUCAGCUGUCACAACUGGAACUAGUAUGCAAGCAGUCGCAACACUGGGAAUACUUCUAAACACAACUUAACGGCACUGUUUAGUGCCAUUUUCUCAGUUUUGUCCAUUGGAUUACUUGUGGCCAGCAGAAAAGAUAACUGUCAAAAUUGGAUGUUAUAACUACGGUUUAUCAAAUGGUCCAGGUAUGGAGACUAAAAGAUACCAAAGUUACUCCGAAGGGGCAACUCCAGAAAAUAAAUGGGCACAGAUGCCAAACACCAUGGAGUAUUGCUGUUCUGCAGAAGAGAGUUUAACAAACAGUGAUGUGCUCAUGGAUAUUGUAAACUCGAGCAAUGCCCCUAAUGCGCCGUCUGCCUGCAAGGACAACAACUUUAAGACUACCCAGACAACAGUGCUUAGAGUUAACCAGAAUCAACCAUUUCCCUCCUUCAACAACUCCUUCAACAACCGCAAGUCAGAAACAGAUUCAAAGGAGCUCUCCAAAACGGUUGCUGAGUCUAUGGGUUUGUACAUGAAUGCUGCCAGGGAGGCAGAUUUUGGCUUUGCCCAACAUGGUACUGUGGGUGGGCAGGGUAGCCCAGGGAAACUGUUUCCUCUUUGUGGGAAAGCAAUUGAAGACAGCCAGUCCAGAACAACUGGGAGCCCAAAGAUGAAAGCUCCCCCAGCUUCAUUCCCACCUGGGUCCCAACAAACCAAUGAUGGCCCUCAGGAUUGUGCUGUAGUCUCUGGCUCAGUGCCCUCUGCAAUGACCACCGUUCUUUCUCGCAGCACUGAUGGGUCUGGCCCCAUGUCUAGUCCUACAGGACACAACAUGGUGUCGUCCACUACCAGCCCCACCUACUUUGAUUCUGACUGUCCGUCGUUGGCUUCUGCCAGCACCAACUUGACCCAAGGUCACCACACCAGCCCCAACACCUGUAGCCCUGCAAAAUCCAGCAUGGUGGGGUCACCUCCACUGGCUAGUCCACUCAGUGUUAUGAAGUCUCCGGUUUCCAGCCCUCAUAGUAUAGGUAGUGUGAGGUCACCACUUUCAUGUAACACCAAUAUGAGAUCAUCUGUCUCAAGUCCAACAACAAAUGGAGGCAAUACCUGUAACAUUAGACCAUCCAUCUCCAGUCCGCCCACUGUUGGCAGCAUGGCCAUGUCCAGUCCCAGGAACUCAUCAAGGGGAUUCUCUGUCUCUAGCCCUUCCAGUGGAUUGGGCCUAGUGCAAAAUGAUGCCAACAGCCCUGAGAGCCAAGAGCAUGACUUCAAGGGAUUCGAGUUUCCGAAGGUAGAGAACGUGGAUGGGGAAAUAUUUAACAUCGGAUUGGAUGCUAUGGGAGUGGCCAAAUACAUCAAAAAUGAACCUGGGACUGAUUACAGGAGCAUGUGCCUAGGCAGCAGCAAGAGCGCUAUGCCACACUCUCCAUUUGUGACUCAAAUUAAGACGGAGCCAAACAGAGAGGUAACUUGUUCGAACCUCCAUUUUGUUGAGCCGCAACACUCUCUGGGCUGCUUUCCUUCUGCAGAGACCACAUACUUGUCUUUGAGGGAUAAUAUUGACGAAUAUAGUCUUUCUGGGAUCUUGGGACCUCCUGUUUCUUCUCUUAAUGGCAACUAUGAACCUGGUGUGUUUCCUAACAAUAGCCUGCCCAAGGGGAUUAAACAGGAAACCAAUGAUGGCAGCUAUUACCAAGAGAAUAAUAAUGUGCCCACGUCGGCUAUUGUUGGUGUUAAUUCAGGUGGACAUUCAUUUCAUUACCAGAUCGGAGCGCAAGGAACAAUGUCGUUUUCACGCCACAAUUUGAGAGACCAGACGAACCCCUUGUUGAAUCUAAUUUCUCCAGUUACUGGAUUAAUGGAGACGUGGAAAACUCGCCCAGGGUUGUCACAGGGGCCUCUCUCUGUCAGGGGGGAUGGCUAUCCAGGCCCAGUCUGCCUUACAGAAAACAUGGAAAGUGCGUCUUUGAGACACACGUCUUCGACAGCUAAAGUGUGUCUGGUGUGUGGAGACGAGGCGUCAGGAUGUCACUAUGGGGUUGUUACAUGUGGAAGCUGCAAAGUUUUCUUCAAAAGAGCAGUAGAAGGUCAGCACAACUACCUAUGUGCUGGGAGGAAUGACUGUAUCAUUGACAAGAUUCGACGGAAAAACUGCCCAGCUUGCAGAGUACGGAAGUGUCUACAAGCCGGGAUGAAUCUUGGGGCACGGAAGUCGAAGAAGUUGGGAAAGAUGAAAAGCGUCAGCGAUGAUUCUUCCCUGCAGAACUCAAAGGAAGGGCCUCCGUUUCUGACCUCCGAGAAAGAGUUGAGCUCGUCCACCGCUCUCGUCCCCCACGUCCCCGCGGUAGCACCGUUUCUGUCGCCAACCGUGUGUAGUGUCUUGGAGCUCAUAGAGCCUGAAGUUGUGUUCGCUGGAUAUGACAACACACAGCCCGACACAACCGACCACCUGCUCACCAGCCUCAACCAGCUCGCCGGCAAACAGAUGAUCCGAGUGGUCAAGUGGGCCAAAGUACUUCCAGGUUUCCGCAGUCUACCCAUUGAGGACCAAAUCACGCUGAUCCAGUAUUCCUGGAUGUGUCUCUCCUCCUUUUCCCUCAGCUGGAGAUCCUACAAACACACCAACGCCCAAAUGCUCUACUUCGCCCCUGACCUCGUCUUCAACGAGGAACGUAUGCGGCAGUCAGCCAUGUUUGAUCUGUGUGUGGGCAUGCGGCAAGUGAGCCAGGAGUUUGUCCGUCUACAGCUAACUUAUGAGGAGUUCCUUGCCAUGAAGGUCCUGUUGCUGCUCAGCACAGUGCCCAAAGAUGGUCUGAAGAACCAAGGGGCAUUUGAAGAGAUGCGGGUGAAUUACAUCAAGGAGCUUCGCCGCUCAGUUGGGAAAGCCACUAACAAUUCCGGCCAGACAUGGCAGCGCUUCUUCCAGCUCACCAAGCUAUUGGACGCCAUGCAUGAACUUGUGGGGAGCCUGUUGGACUUUUGUUUCUACACUUUCCGUGAAUCCCAGGCUCUAAAAGUUGAGUUUCCCGAGAUGUUGGUGGAAAUUAUCAGUGACCAGAUACCAAAGGUGGAGUCAGGCCUAACAAACGUCCUCUACUUUCACAAGAAAUGACUGAAAGCUUGCAAAAGGAGGGAAAAAUGAAGGAUCGAAUGAGAGAAAAAACAAGAGGACUCCCAGCCCUCAGAGAGCGAAAAAGAGCAAGCCCGCUAUGCUUAAAGGAAGGCGUAACGCGAGGCUUGGUUUAAAGCCAUAUAAGGCUUGCGUAGUGAGGGAUGGCAAAGAGUGAUCUCUGUACCCGGCCAACAGAGAAGAACUCAUAUUUCAUGUGACUGAGCGUUUCGUACCCCCAAAGACAAUGCUGACAAUGUUCUAUAUGGAUAUGAAGCCAUAUUCUUUGGUAAAGCUAUAGUGCACAGUCACAUGUGAAUACAUCACACACACACACAGUAAUAUGGGCCCACAUACUAGACAUAUCCUUGACUCCCAGACCUGUCAAUCUGCCAGUAAAUGCCAUUGCAUUAUGUAAAUCUCAUAAAAUGAGAGAUUCAGUAACAAAACUGCUCGUUGUAGCUGUCCCCAAACAAAUCACUUUCAAGACACGGAAGAUUAAAUUGUUUGCAAGACGAAUUGAGAAAGGACAUAAUCAAGGGCUACAAAACAUUAAAUUAAGCUGAAUCGUAAUUGGUGCAUAAAAGUUAUUGUAGAAAGAAUUGAAUCUAAAUUUAUCUGCAAAUGGCAUCAAAUGUAUAUUUUGCUGACUUGAAGUGUUUACAUGGAGAGAACUGGCCACGCUGAUGGAGUGCUGUGGUGGCCCGAUAAUUGAUACGCUGAAAAAUGGCAGCUCUUGGAUAUUAUAGCAAAUAUUAUGGCUCAUCUUGUAAAAAAUUAAGAUCACACAGACAAACAUGCCACAUUUUGUGUGCGAGCUAGGACUGUAGCAAAUUUAGUCAAUUGUACCUAAGCUGUUACUAAACCAGCUCCCUUUUGACGUUAAGGAAAACCCAGUAGUAAUUUACAGUCCCAGAGGAGAAGAGCGUUUUAUACGAUUGUAAAGUUUUUUUUUUUAGUUGUUGUUUCAAAGAAUCAAUCCAGCUAGAAGCCAUUUUCUAACAAGGUGCUUCUGGAUUUUCAGUAGCAGCACAUGUACAGUUAGAUACCGUAUGUGAUUAAUCAGCUUUUUUGAAGCAUACAGCUUUCAUAUUAGUAAACAACAAUAACAGUAACCUGCUCACAAACACAAUAUAUGUGUAUCUUAUGAUUAUAAUUGUGGCUUGUAGACAUAUUUUUCAAAUGUUGUACAUAGGAAGUUUCUGAUUUAAACCACCCUGCAAUUAAAACCUGGCUAUUUUGGGAAAAUACCAGUCAACUUGAGAUUACUUGAGUGAAUUGUAUUUAAAAAAGGAAUGUGGACCUCCGUUUCAUGUUUCAUAACCCCACUGUGCUACAGAAGGAAUCAAAAGAGGUACCGCUAGUUCUCAAAUGCUGUGAGCUGAAGGUUUGUGUGCGUUUUUGUGCAUUUGUGUGUGUGUGUGUGUGUGUAUUUGUUUUUCUGUUUCUCUAAAAUUUCCUAAAUCCACAAGAAAGCUUGAUUUUUGAGAGGGCAUUGUUGGUUUUUGAUUUGCUGAUUUUGAUUUGCACAGACACGAUAAUGUGAUAUUUGGUAUAUUAGAUGUUCUGCUAUUGUGUUGGUUAUGUUAUGUGCUUUGGGUGGGGGGUGGGGGUCAGUAUGGAAGGUUUGUGAACUGGAAAGGUCCAAGAACUUUUAAUGUUUGCCUUUGUGAUGUAGCUGGUUGGUGGUAAGCGACUGUCGGAGGACACAAAUCAUAAUUAUAUUAGUUCAAAAAGAACAAAUCAAUCAAUCUGUGGUACCCAGGCAAAUCCUAUUUCACCGACCUGUCAAUACACUGUAUGUUGAAAGUUUUUGAUGGACCUCAAACUAGAUGUUGCAAUGUUAUUUACAGUAGUCCCUCCCCCCCAACCUUUCCCUUUUUUAAAUACACAGAUAUAUACAUAUAAAAGAAAAGAUGUUAAAAGGCUCAUGGGAUGUGAAGUAUUUUUGAGAGAUUCUAUUUUGCUGGACACAAUAUAUUAGUAAUUUGUCUAAAAAGAGUAUAUGAGAUCUUUUGUAAAGUGAAAUGUUUGUGCAUGCUUUUUGAAAAGAUGUUUACAGUGUAUUUAAGAAGGGAAACUUGUGCCUUUUUUCUCACUAAAGUUACCAUUUUACAGUAUCUAUUGUAAAUAAAUCAGAUAAUUAUUAUGUUGAGUUGUAUGGAACAUUUCUAAAUUAAAUAUUUGUCGGCCAUCGGGAUGUCACACGUUUUCCCCCUUAACAGUUACUGACUGACCGUAGUCAAUCAGAAUCCAGAGCGAGACCCAGAGAGCAUUAUGGAUACACAUUUUUAUUUUUAUUUUUCAUAUUUAUUUACUUUUCACAGCAAGAGAAACUUGUUUACUCCCUGAAUGUCACUAACUUUAAACUUGUCAUUUUGGUCUGUAGUGAUGUGAACUAAUUGUAUGUUUUUGUGGGUUUUUUUUUCUUACCCAUCGCUUCGCCUACAAAUCUAAAAACAAACACAACACAGAGCUCACUUCAGAGGUUAGCUACUUUAUGCUUAAAGGAAAAGUACUUUUGGUUGCCAAAAAAAAGGUAAAUAUAUACAUACAAGUCAAACCAAGCAAGAAAACUAAAUUAACUCUUUAGUUUUGCACUGAAAAUAUUUGUUUUCAUCUGUGUUUCACAAGUUAUUGAUGUCUUGCGAACUAGCAAUGCUCUAUAUUAUUAUUAUUUAUACAGUAUAUGAAAAAUAUAUGGAUUUUUUAAAAGAGUAUACAAAAAAAAUCAACAUAUAUGUACAAAAAACCUAAAGACAGAACUAGGAUAAGGAGCACAACUGAACCUAAAUAGCCUGAUAUGAAUUCAGAUGUCUAUCAACAACUUAAAGAGAAUAUAGAAUGCCAUGCUUGUUGCAGCAUGUUUGCAAUUUGCGUUACUCCAUCACCAAAUGAUGAAGCUUGAAAUACUUAAAGUUAAUGUGGAUCCACUGGAUGCUUUUGGGUUGCUUGUUACUUCAGCUUUGACAGUCUACAUAAGUCAUUUUAGAUGUGUUUUUGGGGAGUCUAACAUGUAAAACUAUGCAUUUGUACAAAUCACAUUACCACCAAGCAGCACCUUUGUGCAAAAUAAGGGCAAAGCAUGGUCAAGGUAACCAAUAUGUUGAAACAGAAUAAAACGCAGCUUACUAGUGAAAACCCACUGAUCUCAUUUUGUGUUUGAACAUUAACAAUCAUGUGUUAAUGGAUGUUGACUUUUUUUUUUCUUUCGGUUGGGGGGGGGGGGGGGGCUGGUGUUAAACAUUUGUUUGAAGUGACAAAGCCAUAUCUCUUUUGUGACAAAAGAGCAUUUCCUGUUCACAUUUUGAUUUUUCCCUUUUUUUAAAUCAGUGCUUUGUACAAUACUUGUUAGCAAAUCUCCUCAGUACAGAAAUAUUCAACAUGAGCAAAAGACAGAUGCAAUUAGUUCCUCUAAACUGUAUAUCUUGUUGCAAAUCUUGCCAUAACUUGUGUUUGCAGAAACAUCAAGGGAUUCCAAUAAACCUGUUAACAAUUCA